Messenger RNA from Ornithodoros turicata, 3181 nucleotides. RefSeq lists its product as uncharacterized. The record is from RefSeq and is a predicted model, not a curated record. The transcript is spliced from 12 exons. Bases 225 to 3089 code for a protein of 954 amino acids. NCBI's taxonomy places the organism in Eukaryota, Metazoa, Arthropoda, Arachnida, Ixodida, Argasidae.
UCGACCUCACACGCACGUGAGAGGACGAAGUAGAGCCCGUGGUACUGCCACCGACAGGCAAUUUCAGCCGGGUGCUGGAACGGUUCGGUUCUCCGGCAACGUUCGGGUGCACCGAGGCCGCAAUAGGGCACAAGCCAGCCGGGUCACGCAGGACAAACAACGAUCGUCCUCGCGAUUACCUGGCGUUUACGUUUUAGCUUGGCUGCGGUGUUCCAUUGUCGGACAUGGGCCUCCUCGUACUUGCGGCGUUUUUCCUAACUCUACGCAUCACGAACGCCGCACUGCUUCAGGACUCUGUCGCCACAGAAACUCUCGUCGUAGAAGUCUGCGACACUCUAAGACUGGCAAAACUGUACACUUACUGUACAGUACCUUUUUAUGGAGAAUUGUAUGGCAAGAAUUUGCCACUUGGAAAGACCUGCUUUUACGUCCAGGGUUUCAUGCAAUGCACCAGUAGAGCCGAGAAAAUGAGUGGGUGCUCGAACCAGCAGUACCUCAUCAAGCCCACCAUGCAGUACUUUUCAUCCGUUGCCCUCGACGCUUACGCAAAAUUAUGCAACAUCACGACUGUCGUUGACGAGAAAGCUGAAUCUCAACUUGAGAUUCAUAUCAGCUACCGUGGAAGGAACCUCCCACGUACAUUCGAGCAGCAGGUUGAUCGUCGCAGCGACAGUGAACAAAUGAACCAAGCGUACCCAGCCGGCUCCCAAGGCUACAUCCAAGGCAGCGUGUAUCCCGAAGCCCACGGUCACAGGGUUAAGCGGCGAGCUGCAUCAUUCAACGUCGUACCAAACGAGACCUUGACUGGUAGCGUCGGCACAGAUUCAAAUACUCCACCAAACCGCAUAGUGUCACCCGUUUCUACUGAAGCGCAAAAGCAAACUGAAGUGUCUUUCAAAAACGGGGCACGCCAGGCAGGGCAAAGUAAUACAGCAACGAGUAAUUUAAGCCAAUCCGAAAUUAUCACACACGCACCGCGGAGCCAUAACGGCGAAGCGCAGGUUACCGAUUCUCCAGCAACCAUUACGGACACAAAUAAUGCGUCUUCUGUAUCUGUUUCCAACCUGCUGCCGCAGGACGACAAACCUAGACGUCAGGUUUCUAACCGGACUGAAAUUGUAGUGCCUUCUGAGAAUGCAGCAGACACGACAGCGGCUGACAUUUCAGGCAGUCGUCUUCAAGAAAAUGUAACGGACAGUCAAAAUGCGCAGCUGCAGCGGAGGAUAUUCUUGCGAAGCUUUUUCAAAUGUGGCGUAUCCUUUCAACAGAACUUCACCGUGCCGAACGCCUGCCAAUUUUACAACAGUUAUCAGGAAUGUGUGCACCAAGCGAUGGUUAAACUGAAUCAGUCAACACCGUACAACGAAGACUCCGCAGGGAUUGCCGUGAGAGCGCUUGCAGACCUUAUGACUGCAAUGCAUGAUACCAAAUGUCAACAUGUACCUGAUCCCAACGAUAUAGGAUCUCCUCUAACAAGCUGCUGUAACCAACCGUUAGCUCAGAAGCAAGCGUUUAUGUGCUCUGCGGUGUAUUUCUAUCUGUCUGAUAGCAGAACACCUGCAUUGUGGCCAAGCACCCAAACAUCGUGCAGUUCAGUGACGGACCUGCAGCGCUGCACCGACUUCGCUUUGGAACUCUCCAAAUGCAAGUCUUGUGAGCUAAGCACUCAUGUAAGCAAGUUUGUCGCGACGGUUAUCCAACCGCACCAGGAUAAAUGCGUCACCGAAAUAGAUGCACAGCCAAUGGCAGAGUACACAAAAGAAGACUGCCAGCAAGCUAUGGUCUUUAAGAGGGCUUUCGCAUGUGCAAAUGCAUUUCAAGAGAUGAUAGAGUUGGAGGGCAUUGCUGAAAUAUCGCAGGAUCUUACGUGCGGGCAUGCUUCACGCCUGCACACCUGCUUGGAAGAUUCCAUCGAAAGUACAGGUUGCAUCAGAGACAUGCACAUCACAUCACAGUUGAAAAUGUACAAGAAACUAAUCGAAGACGAAUAUAGUGUCAAUUGCGUCGACUACGUUCAACGUGAAAAAGCGCGCUCUAACCUUCAGAAAAGCAAGGAACAUGGGACUGAACAGAAGAGCAGAUUGACCAUUUAUCGUCUUGAUGACUCCAGCAAUUCAGCGGGGCCCGACGAUACAACAGGCCUACAAUCAUCACUGGGGUUACCAUCAAAUCUCAUUGGGAACGGUCACUACAGAUUGCAACCGAACGAAGCUGAGCUUCAGCGGUCCAAGCUGGAUAUGGAAGGCGGAUGGAAAGCGCUGAACCAGUGGCAAGCAGAAAGACAGCAGAGCAAAGCUGGUGGUCGCCCUAAUGAAGAAGCUAGUUGGAUGAACAAAAGGUUCAGCCGGUGGAGGACGAUGAAGCAGAAGGACGGACCUGCAGGCAAAGAUGAAACUGCGCAGGAAACUAACGUUUCGCAGGAGGCUGCUGUUCGUCGCGAGGAUUUGACGCUUCGUGGAGCUGACAGCAAUGAUACCCUCAUCAAAGUCUUCAACCAAAGUGGUACGGUAGCUUCACACGUCAAUGCAGUACGUAUCCUGAACGGCGUUCUGCGUCACGGUAAACGGGGGAAAAGGCGAGAUUUUGAGGAAGAGUACUACUUCGGUCACGAUUACGAUCAUCAUGGUCACCUGUCUGCACUGCCAGAAGAGUUGAAAAUGCUCGAGCAAAUGAAAGCUGCAGCCCCUAAAGUUAUGAAUGUCUUGCAGAACAGUACUACACCGUCAGCGGCACUUAUUCCUGAUUCAUGGAAAUGUCCUUUGGAGAAGCUUCAACCAUCUUUGAAACAGUGUGAAGACAGUCUCCUGACGCUGAUGUCACGAUGGCCGAAGGAAAUAAAUGACAGUGCGCAUCUCGUCAACGCCACACAAGGAACGCAGCUGAUAUGCGGUGAUAUCGCUAGUUACAAGGGCUGCUUGCUGAGGGUCCUCAAGGCUAACAACUGCGAUCAUCCCCAAAUACUGGAAGAAAUCACGAAAGAAAAGGGGAACGUCCUUCACUUGCCGAUGUGCUCUGCGGCGUCAUACUUGAUGCCAGAGGUCGUUCUGCUAAGUUUCUUUGCGGCUGUAACUCUCAUUAAAUUUCUGUAAGCCGGUGGACUUACCGGCUUGUACUGGCUUGUACGGAAGUCACCCACAGCAAAGCCGCAAAAGGCGCCAAAAAUAAAGAUAUCACGCAUAAA